UCUCAAAGAUCAGAAGAACACUUCCCUUCCAAAACUAAACCGUAACAAAUAUAUGGUGACUGAUGGAGCUGCAUACAUUGGUAAUUUUGAUUGGGUAGGAAAUGCUUUUACGCAGAACGCUGGAGCAGGCCUCGUUAUCAACCAAGCAGACGCGGGGAACAGCACAAGCAUCAUAAAGCAACUCAAGGCUGUUUUUGAAAGAGACUGGUAUUCACAUUAUGCCAAAAGUUUACAACCAACAAAAAUGCCAAACUGCUUUAAUCACAAACUCAGUAAAGCAACAUCAAAUAAGACUGCCAUGAGCAAUGUGAACUAGAGAGACUAUUUUACUGUUUAGUAUGGCAAUGAAGAAUUACAUUGGGGUGUAGCCCUCUUUCAUAUUUACAGACAAAAGACUUCAGAAA
Messenger RNA from Meleagris gallopavo (turkey), 404 nucleotides. The record is from RefSeq and is a predicted model, not a curated record. Lineage: Eukaryota; Metazoa; Chordata; Aves; Galliformes; Phasianidae.